AAGCGCUGGUGUAUUUGGGGUAAACACAUGGCUCCGGGAGCUGUGAAGAUGACAGAGCGAUAGGCCAGUGUGAUGGGGCCCGGUGUCCCGCUGCUGCCAGAGCUCUACAUCUGCCAGUGACAGAGUGGAAAGCUACCGACAGCUGCUUCUCACACAUCAGAUAAGAUUACAGUAAUAUUACAGAGCGCUAAGGAAACAGGGAGACUAUGAGAAAGCGCAGCUGCUCCAUUCAACCACAUGGUUCCUCAACCGCACAGACAAGCUGCGCUGCAGACAGCCAGGUUCACAUAAGGGGCUCGCACUGCUGUUUCCCACAGCGGCGCGUUUCGAGUCUUGCAGGGCGAGUUUUCAGCCGCACAGGCAGUUGAAAGUUGCUUCUGAGUGGAUCCGGGACUUCUUCUUCCUUUCCGUGAAGCGCACUGGUGAAAGUUGCGAGUCCAGGUGUCUCCGAAACGAGCUGAACUGAAAAGAGACAGAGAAGAGACUUGGAUGAACUUUUUUAUUUAAGACCCGUGUCCAUCAGUGAUCUCGAAGCGCCUGAAAUCAGAACAAGUGAGGAGUAUUUUUGUGAAAGCCAACAAGUCAUAUUUUUUUUUUUGCGCACUUGAACUUUGCGAAAGCACUGCACUGAACAGCGUGUUUCCAGGCGCGUGGAAGAAACGAUGGUGCAGCACAUGAGCCAGACUGAGAGCGCCCACGCUCACUCCCCUGGCGGGGACUCCACGGACACGGGAGAAAUGGACUUGGAGAUGGACGCGUCCCCGACCCCCGAGUCCCCCUCCUCCGGGGAGCGGAGCGACUUGGCGUGGUGUAAAACUCCGACGGGGCACAUCAAGAGACCCAUGAACGCGUUCAUGGUCUGGUCACAGAUCGAGAGGAGGAAGAUUAUGGAGCAGUCGCCGGACAUGCACAACGCAGAGAUCUCCAAGAGACUGGGGAAGCGCUGGAAGCUGCUGAAAGACACAGACAAGAUCCCGUUCAUCCGCGAGGCGGAGCGUCUCAGACUCAAACACAUGGCCGACUACCCAGACUACAAGUACCGGCCCAGAAAGAAGGUCAAGUCGGGAAGCGGAGCGAGUAAGCAGGCGGACCGCGGGGACAAGAGCGGGGAGCGCAGCGCCAAAGCCGGAGUGAAGAGAAGCCCCGCGUCCAAAGGAGUGAGCAGGACGCACAAACAGGGGACCGCGAAAAGCGCUCCGGGGCAGGACUAUGCAUCUCCCGGCGACCACCAGGCGCUCUUCAAAUCCAGGUCAGUGUCUGGGGCUAGGCAGAUCCCGGAGAAGCGCACCGGAGAGGCGCGGCGCGGCCACAUGUUCGGCGGCGCAGGCAGCUUGGAGAGCGGGCCUCCCUCCGUGGGCGUCCCGGCCAGUCCCACGCUGAGCAGCUCGGCCGAGUCCAGCGACCCGCUCAGCCUGUACGAGGAGCCGAGCCCCGCGGCCAGCGAGUCAUCACACACCGCGCGCCUCAGGUACGCUCGCGCCUCCUCUCCAACACCUUCAGCUUCCCACUCGUCCUCAUCCGUGUCAUCCUCAUCAUCAGAUGAAGAGUUUGAAGACGAGCGGCUCGACCUGAACUCGAGCCCCGGGUUCGAGAGCAUGUCCCUGGGCGGCAUGGGCUUCUCCGACGCAGAGCUGGACCGGGACUUGGACUGGAGCUUCGGGGAGUGCGGGGCGGGAUCUCACUUCGACUUCCCCGACUACUGCACCCCGGAGGUCAGCGAGAUGAUCUCAGGAGACUGGCUGGAGUCCACCAUCUCCAACUUGGUGUUCACCUACUGAGAGGACCACGGUGGAGAGGAACCGCUACGCCCCCCACGUUUUGAACUGUUCAACCCCCCCCAGACAGGCGUGUGAGUCCAGAGCAGAAUAUUUCCGCCAUUCUUUCACUAAAUAAGGGAGAGUGAAGACAGGAAAGAAAAGGUGGCCUGCGUGCGCGUUGAAGCCCAGGUACGCGCCGCUCACAGACUUGGACAGCGGUCGCUGCGCUUGACGGGAACGCGCAGACGGGGGAGAUGCUUAGUUUGCAUUUGAACACAGAGGAGGAGUGAAUGUAAGCAGAGCGCAGUGAAACACACGGACUUCAGCUCAAAUGUUCAACCCAAUCCGCCGAGGAUGAGGACUGAGACUGAACUUUGAAUCUUAAUGUCAUUUUGGGUCGGGAAAACGGACACUUACCGGAGAGCUCGUCGUGUUGGGUUUGUUUAAGAUAUAGCCAAUUCACAUUGACCAUCAAGUUGCUAUUCAGGUGUAGUUUUUUUCCAAACUCGAAACAGUUUCAAUAUCAACACGCAUGCCCUCCGAGAUAAGGAGGAUUUUGUUGUGGUUAAAUGCGUAAAAAAUAUUCAUUGCUGCGUAAUUACGCAAUUUGUGUGACCGUAGGACACAAUUCACUAUCACCAGCUUCUCUUUCAACGGCAGGACUUAAAACAAAGACUGACUCAAAACUUCAGAAACCCUUUUCUGAACCUUUUUAAACACUCAGUGCACAAUUCAGGACCAAUGUUCCCCGACGCGCAUCCUUUCUGCCUAGUGCUUCAACUUUGUAGUUCCUCUGUGUCAGAUGACGUUUUUUUUAUAUUGAUGUAUUUAUACCGGCCAAACUUUUUUAUACAUAGAAGUAUUGUUCUCG
Xiphias gladius (swordfish) is the source of this 2628-nucleotide messenger RNA. It is a transcript of the gene sox4a, whose product is annotated as SRY-box transcription factor 4a. Gene Ontology annotation, biological process: cell differentiation; positive regulation of transcription by RNA polymerase II; anatomical structure morphogenesis. The transcript has 2 exons. NCBI's taxonomy places the organism in Eukaryota, Metazoa, Chordata, Actinopteri, Istiophoriformes, Xiphiidae. The coding region runs from base 663 to 1778 and encodes 371 amino acids. The record is from RefSeq and is a predicted model, not a curated record. Gene Ontology annotation, molecular function: RNA polymerase II cis-regulatory region sequence-specific DNA binding; DNA-binding transcription activator activity, RNA polymerase II-specific.